GCUGCCGCCGCGCCGAGGCCGGGGACCGCGGCUGUGCGCAGCGCGCGGGUGCCGGGCGGGGCGGGAGGGGGUGUCCGACCGGCCGCGCGGCCCCUGGCGCCCGCCGCGCCCGCCUGCCCGCCUUGCCCACCGUGCGCGCUUGCUGCCCUGCCCUGCCCGCCCCGCCCGCCUUGCCCACCGUGCCCGCUUGCCUGCCCUGCCCGCCUGCUGCCCGCCCUGCCUGCCCUGCCCGCCUGCCCGCCGUGCCCGCCGCCUGCCCCGCGCCGGCCGCCGUGGCGUGGCCGUGGAGCCCGCCGCCCGCGGGGCGCGCACCGCCUUGACCCCGGCGGCCCCGCGGCAGGCAGGCGCCCGCAGGUCCAUGGUGGGCUCGGAGCGCGAUGAGCCGCCCGUCCUCCACCGGCCCCAGCGCUAGCAAGCCCUGCAGCAAACCGCCGCCGCCGCAGCCCCCGCACGCCCCGUGCCCGGCGGCGCCCCCGGCCGCCGCCACCAUCUCGGCCGCGGUGCCCGCCGCGGCGGCGGUGAUCCCGGGCCCCGGCGGCGGGGGCGGGGCCGGCCCCGGGUCCCCGCAGCACCACGAGCUGACCUCGCUCUUCGAGUGCCCCGUGUGCUUCGACUAUGUGCUGCCCCCGAUCCUGCAGUGCCAGGCCGGGCACCUGGUGUGUAACCAAUGCCGCCAGAAGUUGAGCUGCUGUCCGACGUGCCGGGGCGCCCUGACGCCCAGCAUCAGGAACCUGGCGAUGGAGAAGGUGGCCUCGGCGGUCCUGUUCCCCUGCAAGUACGCCACGACGGGCUGCUCGCUGACGCUGCACCACACGGAGAAGCCGGAGCACGAGGACGUGUGCGAGUUCCGGCCCUACGCGUGCCCGUGCCCCGGCGCGUCGUGCAAGUGGCAGGGCGCGCUGGAGGCGGUGAUGGCGCACCUCAUGCACGCGCACAAGAGCAUCACCACGCUUCAGGGCGAGGACAUCGUCUUCCUGGCCACGGACAUCAACCUGCCGGGCGCCGUGGACUGGGUGAUGAUGCAGUCGUGCUUCGGCCACCACUUCAUGCUGGUGCUGGAGAAGCAGGAGAAGUACGAGGGCCACCAGCAGUUCUUCGCCAUCGUGCUGCUCAUCGGCACGCGCAAGCAGGCCGAGAGCUUCGCCUACCGCCUGGAGCUCAACGGCAACCGGCGCCGGCUCACGUGGGAGGCCACGCCGCGCUCCAUCCACGACGGCGUGGCCGCCGCCAUCCUCAACAGCGACUGCCUGGUCUUCGACACGGCCAUCGCGCACCUCUUCGCCGACAACGGCAACCUGGGCAUCAACGUCACCAUCUCCACGUGCUGCCCGUGACGCGCGGCCCGCCCGGGAGGGCCCCGCCGGGCUAGGGCGCGGGCCGGGGGCGCCUGUGAGCGGCGAGCUCGGGCUGGGAGGCGCCCCCCGCUGCCCGCCUCCCCGCCCACCCCGGGCCCUGUGUGGGGCACGUGGCACAGCCGGGCCCGCGGCACCCUGGUACUUCCCGGGGCCGAGAAGGGCGCGGGAGCCCUUUCCCGGAGGGGGGUCUUCGCAAACUGCAUGGCUCCGCCCCGGGGCCAGCCUUCGGGGCCGGGCACGAGCAGAGAGGGCACCCCGCGGACACUGGCUUGCUGCUGGUUCGCCCCCUCCCCAGCCCCGCAGGAGGAAAGCUCGGCCUUCCCUGGUGGGCCCCGGGCGCCUGGGGGCGGUGCGGAGGGCCCCGGGGUGUUGGCCGGCCCCCCCCAGGGCGCUCCCCACCCCUGGCGUCUGCUCCUUAGCUGGAGCCCCCCCCCCCACCGGCCUGUCCUCGGGGCCAGCGGGCGGGCAGCGGGAGGGGGCCCAGCUCGCUACUUACCGGUACUCGCGGGGGGAGGGGGUUCGAUUUUGCCACAUUCACUUUAGUUUUUUAAUAAAUAUUUUCCAAAAAUGCA
Sorex araneus (European shrew) is the source of this 1927-nucleotide messenger RNA. It is a transcript of the gene SIAH2, whose product is annotated as siah E3 ubiquitin protein ligase 2. Gene Ontology annotation, biological process: multicellular organism development; proteasome-mediated ubiquitin-dependent protein catabolic process. The transcript has 2 exons. Gene Ontology annotation, molecular function: ubiquitin conjugating enzyme binding; ubiquitin protein ligase activity; zinc ion binding. Bases 378 to 1334 code for a protein of 318 amino acids. Lineage: Eukaryota; Metazoa; Chordata; Mammalia; Eulipotyphla; Soricidae. The record is from RefSeq and is a predicted model, not a curated record. Gene Ontology annotation, cellular component: cytoplasm.